Molecule: messenger RNA, 2265 nt
Organism: Arachis stenosperma
Lineage: Eukaryota; Viridiplantae; Streptophyta; Magnoliopsida; Fabales; Fabaceae
Exons: 4
Coding region: 625-1335 (236 amino acids)
Source: RefSeq, a predicted model, not a curated record
UCUUAGGCGAUGACUCCCUCUCUCACAACCCUCAUCGGCACUCAACCCCUUUACUCGUCGCAGCCCUCACCUAACUGUAACCCUCACACGUCGCCACUCCCUCCGUGGCUUAGCAACCCAUCACAGCCCUCACCUCACUGGCGCUCACUCCCCCUCUCGUAACCCUCUGGGUCGCCAUCGUUGAUUACCUCAAUCUCGUGCCUCCUCUGCUCGUCGGUGAACAAAACAGUAGUCCAAUAGCACUGAAUAGAGAUAGUAUUGGCUGUGAAGGAGCUUUAUGAUCAACACAUUGAUUCCUACAAAGAGAAGAGAUUAAAGAGACAGCGUCGUUUCGCUGUCUGCCUUGACAUAACACCACCGCUUCGUCUUGGCCCUCGAUUUUGCACCUCUUUUUCUUUGUUUUCGGUUAAGCUCUGCAAGCUUCUCGAGGAGUACACUUAGAUCCUUGUUGUCCGUGCUGUUAAUGUUGGAUCUAACCAGCUCUAGAACAUUCGAAGGGGUCUUCGUGGUGAUUCCAUUGUUCUUAUGGGGAAGAAUCCCAUGAUGAAGCGUUCUGUUAGGAUGCACACUAAGAAUUAAUGAUGUAACUGUUAUUUAGUCAGCGAGGAGGUUGCUAAGUACAAGAUGCAUGCUAAGAAUCACAGUGGUACUAAAUUGCUGCUAGAAGUAAAGAAACUUCUGAAGAAGAAUGAUUUACCAUUGGAACUGGGCACAACAGAUAUUGUUUUUCAGAUGGUUGACAAAAAGAGGAAGUGCAAGGCCACAGGGUCUGGAAAGAGGAAACGGACCUCAGCAUCCACUGAGGCAUCCGAUGCAGCAUUUUAUGAGAGGCGUAUCAAUGGGAGAGGCAAAUUGGACCAAAGUACACCUUCCACCGACAUGUACAAGUUCAGCCACCUGUAUUUCGAGCAGAAAUUUGAAAAGUUCCUAAAGAGGAACUUGCAUGUUGAGAGGAUACUCCAAAUUCCGGAGGAACUAAGCAUAUAUACUGAUGACAGAAUUGCUCAGCGGAAUUGGAGGUUCCUAGGUCGGGAACUCCUGACAAUAAAUGCAUCGUGGGUAAAGAAAUUUUAUGCUAACUAUUACACUGGGGCCCUCGAUGCAGUUCACUUGAGAGGAAAGAAGAUUUCGGUUACUGAGGAGGCUAUUGAGCAUGCCCUCCACUUUUUGCCUGGACCGAGCGGGAAAGAUGCAUUUGAAGUGGUAGAAAGUGAGAGGAAGAUGAAGACUUUUGAUUGGGAUAGAGUAUGGACAGCGAUUGGCAAACCUGAGAGUCAGUGGAUAUUUGGUUUUGACAUGACGACUCCUCAUUCCUGUUCGCUCUUUGACCAAUGAAGCCCGCAUUUGGCAGCAGCUUCUGUCUAAUUACGUGAUAUCGAGCACCCAUGAGACCAGGAUUACUGCUGAUAUGGCGAUCAUGGUUUGGUGUGUCUUAGACGUGAGAGCUGUACCUUCCUAGGCAUAUCAGACGAUACAUGAGAUGGGCUCACUAUGUUGGCAACCUCGCCUUUUUGUGCUUGGUCACUCAGCUAGCCACGGAGGCUAAAGUUACCUAGAUGGCCACAAAUGAGAGACCGACAGUCGCCGGGUUGGUAAACUCCAAUUUUGUGAUUUUUCUUGUGUUAAAUUUGGUGAGUUUUAUCAAUUUUUCUCACAUUUAUUCAAUGAAAUAGUAUGCUUUUGCAAUUCUCCAUAAUUUGUGCUUAAGAGUGAAAACAUAUUUUUUAGGCCUUUAAAUUGUUGAUUUUAAUUCACUUUAAUUCCAUUCGAUACCUUGAUAUGUUUGUUGAGUAAUUUCAGGCUCAUAAAGUAAGGAUCAGAUGGAAGAAGUGAUGAGAAAAGCAUUUAAAGUGGAGAAUUCAUGAAGAAAUGAGCACUUGGAGGAUUCAAGGCCACGCCCAUGCGUAUGCAUGAAAAGUAAAUCUGCCAGCGACGCGCACGCAUCGUCCACGCACACGCGUGACGUUGGUCACGUGACCCCAUUAAAGUGAAUACGCUGGGGACGAUUUUUGAGUUUUUCGGACCCAAAUCCAACUCAUUUUUGAGGUUAUUUGAUGCAGAAUUCAAGAGGGAACAAGGGGGAGUAAUUAGAUAGUGAAGAAACAUGCCUUAGGCUAGAGAGAGAAGCUCCCCCCUCUCUAGAAAUUAGGGUUUUUAGUUUAGUAUUUUCUUAGAUUUAUGUUCAAUUACUUGUUUUGAUUUAGUUUUCUUUACUUUUUUUGUUGAUUUGCUUCAAUCUUAGUUUCUCUUGUUAAUUCUCUUUUA